GGAAGCACGCGACAAUAGUUUUGAUCUAGACAUGAUACACAAGCCACAGCCACAGCCACUACCACUACAACAGCCACUACCACUACCACUACCACAGCCCAGACCCAAGCCCAAGCCACUGCCGUUGUCACAAGUGCCCAUGAGACCGUUCAUUCCACCUCUGACCCACACCGGCAAUCCCCUGCACCCGCAGCCGCAGCCGCACUCCAGCGGCCAGUGGCUGUACUCCUCCUCCUCCCUCGCCCACACCACCUCCUUCAGUCAGCCGCGGUCGCGCCGCGAGCUCUACCCGCUGCGACACCAGCCCCAGUCCUAUCCCCAGGCCCGGCCGCACAGCCUCAGGCACACCCACUCCUACACGGGCCCAUCAUCCGAAUACCACCGCCACCCAGUCCAGGAGACCUCCUUUGCCCUUCCGCCGCGAGCGGCGAGGGGGGACCCCUUCCGACCCGUUCCAUCCCUGAGCAAUGUCGAGGCUGUCACGCAUGCCAUCCGCAACAAGAUCAUCUUGGAGGAGGACGAGGAGGAUAUCCUCGGCUCGGAUCGGUUCUAUUGAAGAGAUUUCAGCGCGCUCGAGUCGUCACGACACCCUUUAAGCUUUUUUUGCAGCACAGCACAGAUUUGGGAGCCCGCCAGAGGAAGCAGUGCCAAAACACACACCCACACACACACACACGACAAAAAACACCUGUAAAUGUUCCAUUCGAAGAUCGAUUCGUUAGCCGGGAGCCACAAACGAGUAAAGAGUGUUAAGUGAAAGUGAAAAGAAAGUAAAGAAGCCCAAUGCCAAGUGGGGCCUUAUGUGUCUUAAAUGCUAUAGCUAAGUGUAAUCAGAUUUUAUUUAAAUUAAAUGGUCCUAGGUCUAAGGUCCUAACCAGGAGGAGCGAGCAGCGAGGAAGGAGCAUCAUCCUGCAGCAUUUGUUGAUCCAUUUGGGGGGGAGGGGGUUCGCGUCUCGUAUUCGUUAUGCAAUCGAUUGACUAAGUACAUGAAUAAGUGUCAGCUUUAAUAAUUUAGUGAACGUGUAUUAAUCUAAGUCAAGCCACACACACACACAAACCAGACACACACCCGACACUGACACGCACUGACCCUCAGUUAGACUUAAAACCGAUUGAAAUCUCUUCGAUAGUAUCAAAUCGAUGUCUUAUCCCCCAGUCCUCUAUCCAAAAAUUGGUAUUUCUUCCUCUACUUCUUCCGCUACCUUAGUAAUGCUACAAUACUAGCCUUUAACUAUCGGAUAGAUGUACUUCCUGUACGGGCUUCUCGAGAGUACGGGGCCUCUCAAGGCUGUCGGGCGAGUGGGCAGGGGGCCUUGGGCCUUGGGCCCCGUACUCCCAGCUAGUUUUGAUGCCCACUAUAAGCUAUAGCAAUAUCUUCGAUCUAGUUACCUUGCCACACCGCACCACACCAUAUCAUGCCACACACCUGCCAAUGUACGCACAGUUCGCACCGAUUGCAAGCGAACGAGCCCUGACUGGGAUCGAUACCAGAGCCCACUUAGAGGUAUAGCGAUUUAAACUACCAGUGCCUUAAAAAACCAUCAAACCAUCAGGACACACCACUCACAGACUUCCCCUGCCCUGCCCUGCCCCGCCCAUCCAUCAGUCCAUCAGUUCCAUAUCAUCUCCACACGCUAAAGUCGUAUGCGUCAAAAUUAUUGUUCAAGUAUUGUAGGUGUUACGAGUAUAUAUGUAAAUGUUGAAGUAAACGUUGAUCUGGCCCAUUCCGAACGAGCACUCCUUUUACAAUUCCAACCACCAAGCAAAAUUUCGUGGACCUAGCGCCAAGCACUGCAUUCAAAUCGAUCGCCACUGCCCCAGAACCCAACCCAAAGUCCAGGACCCCCAAAGGGUAGGGGCCAAAGGACAUGGGGAGCGAAGAACAAGGCAAGAAUCUAGUACUUUUUUAUAUGUAAGAGACUACACACAAAAGGUGAUAUAAGUAAAUUUUUUGGAGAGCUACGCGGCAGAGAAAAAUGGGAACAAGACUUGAAGAGCAAGAUCAGAGCCAAGUGUUUCCUGGAGAACAGUGCCGCCGCCAGUUGGGAGUUGGGAGUUGGGGGAUGGAUCGUUAGGGGUAGGCACUGGGGAUGGCAGCAAAGUAAAGAUUAACCUACGAUACGCAAGCACUUCUUGUAUAAAGUGGCAAACAAAAUUGAUCUAUGUAUUAGCUAAACUUAAAUCAAUGAAAUAUGAAAUAUUACUUUUUAAUAUUAGCAUAAUGUUGAGGACAAAAGCCUAGACACGAUCCUCCUCGGCCAGAUCGACUCCACGUGUACUUAAGAAAAUAUUGCACAUAAUUCACAGAACUGGUAUUUCAAUAUAAAUAUACAUACAUCUAAUAUACAUACAUAUAAAGAGAUACACGCCCCCAUACAUGGACAUACAUAUAUGGAGGUGUACCGUAUGUUCCAAACUAUAAUUAACAAAAUUUAAACGGAUAAACAGAUACAGAGGAUCAGCCGGCAUUUUGUAAGCGAAGCAAACCAGAAAAAUAAAAAAAUAUAAAACUAUAAAAGAAACUAUAACAAAUUGUACCAGAUAAUGUUCAGUGACAUCUGCGAAGCGAACUUUGAUGCUGAGACUUUGUCUGAUCUCAAGGGAGGAGAGGGGAGGCGGCUCCCGCACAAAAGAAAAUCUUCGGAAACAUAGCUUACGGGAUAAUACAGAUAUUCCACUAAUAUUAUAUAUAUUGUAUAUGUAAAUUCCUCUGUCUGAUCGAUCGGCAAAACAAAGUUCCAAGGAUCGCUGCGUUAUGAAAAAAACAAAAACAA
Drosophila pseudoobscura is the source of this 2774-nucleotide messenger RNA. RefSeq names its product alpha/beta-gliadin clone PW1215-like. The record is from RefSeq and is a predicted model, not a curated record. The coding region runs from base 32 to 556 and encodes 174 amino acids. NCBI's taxonomy places the organism in Eukaryota, Metazoa, Arthropoda, Insecta, Diptera, Drosophilidae. The transcript has a single exon.